This is a messenger RNA of Anthonomus grandis grandis, 2047 nucleotides long. Its product is annotated as trehalase-like. Gene Ontology annotation, biological process: trehalose catabolic process. Gene Ontology annotation, molecular function: alpha,alpha-trehalase activity. The coding region runs from base 260 to 1984 and encodes 574 amino acids. The record is from RefSeq and is a predicted model, not a curated record. NCBI's taxonomy places the organism in Eukaryota, Metazoa, Arthropoda, Insecta, Coleoptera, Curculionidae. The transcript has 6 exons.
GCUGCAAACCGAAUUUUCGCAUUUAUUUUAAAUAGUUAAUUUGUCUAUAACAAAAUAUAAUGUAGACUUAAUAAUCGCGUUAUCUACUUUACGAAAACGUGUACGCUUGUGUUAAAAUGUAUCGCCAAAAGUGCCACGAAAUAGUGAUGAUAGUGACGACUUUAUUUAACGAAUUUAAAUUUUUUGAUAUUAUUUAUAAAAACAAUAUAAAAAGGUAUUUAAAAACUUUUAUUCUAGUAGUGAGUAUUAGAAUUUUGCCAUGAAAAAACUUACGCUUUUAGUUUAUUUAAUUACGCUAUUUUGUACGCCAGUGUUAUUGAAUCCAAUUCAAACCUCAGCUUUAACUAUAAGUGACUCGAUUCAGUCAUGUGACAGUCAUAUUUAUUGUCAGGGUAAACUUCUGGAUACAGUUCAGCGUUCUAGAAUAUUUUCAGACUCUAAAACUUUUGUUGAUAUGAGCCUAAAUAGUUCACCUGAAUUAAUAUUGCAAUCGUUUGAUAAUUUUAUGAACUCUACCAACAAUUCCCCAACCAAAGAAGAACUUCUAGAAUUUGUGAAUAUACACUUUACCCCGAGUAAUGAAUUAGAAGAGUGGAGCCCAAAUGAUUUUACCGAAAAUCCUAAGUUUUUGGAGAAAAUAAUGAAUGAAGAAAUUAAACAAUUUGCAUCAGAUCUGGUUAAGAUCUGGCCUAGCUUGGGACGUAAGGUUAAAAGUCAAGUAUUUAAAGAACCUGAAAAAUACUCACUAAUAGGUGUACCGAAUGGGGUGAUUAUUCCAGGAGGGCGAUUUAGAGAAUUUUAUUAUUGGGAUUCCUAUUGGAUAAUCAAGGGUCUACUUCUAAGCGAAAUGACUCAGACUGCUAAAGGAAUAAUUGAAAAUUUGCUUUAUAUGGUAGAAAAAUAUGAAUUUGUACCUAACGGAGGAAGAGUUUACUAUCUAAAUAGAUCCCAACCACCCCUCUUAACUCACAUGGUUGGAUUAUAUCUAAACUACACCGGAGAUAUCGAGUGGGUUCAGAAAAUACUUCCCUUAUUAGAAAAAGAGCUAAAUUAUUGGUUAAACCAGAAAACCAUAAAAGUGGAAAAAAACCAGAAGACGUAUUAUUUAGCCCAUUAUGCUUCAAACAGCGAUACACCAAGACCGGAAUCUUAUUAUGAAGAUAUUAAUACGUGUGAAUAUUUUAUUCAAAAUAUUGAAAGGAAACAUUGCUUCCAAGGAUUAAAGAGUGGUGCUGAAAGUGGCUGGGAUUUUUCCAGCAGAUGGUUUUUUGACCAAGAUGGUGGCGUAAAAACGAACUUAACCCAUAUCGAUGCCCAGAGGGUUAUCCCCGUAGAUUUAAAUGCAUUUUUAUGCAGUGCUUUUAGGCAAUUAGCAAGUUUUCAUAGUAAAUUGGGAGAUACCAAAAAAUCAAUUAAAUGGGCUCAAUUAUCAAAAGAAUGGCUUUCGUCUAUAGAGGAGCUCCUGUAUGAUAGCGAAGAUGGGAUUUGGUAUGACUACGAUAUGGUUUUACAACGACACAGAAAAAUGUUUUUCCCCAGCAACUUCGUGCCCUUAUGGACAGGUUCAUAUAACGUUGUGCUGAGAAAUAAAUAUGGUCAAAGGGCUGCCGAUUAUUUCAACACCAAUCGAAUAGGCGAAUUUAAGGGAGGAAUUCCUGCCUCGUUGGAUGACAAUAACGAGCAGUGGGAUCUUCCGAACGCUUGGCCACCACUGCAAGAAUUUGUUAUUUUAGGUUUAUGGAACACUGGUAACAAAAUGGCUCGUAAAAUAGCUCUUACAUCGGCCGAUCAAUGGAUCUACGCAAACCUAAAAGGAUUCAAGGAGCAAACUGCCAUGUUUGAAAAGUACGACGCAAUUAAAGUAGGUCAAUAUGGAGGAGGAGGUGAAUACGAAGUACAAAAGGGUUUUGGUUGGACCAACGGAGUAGCUUUAAAUUUGAUUAAUAUAUUUUAUACUAAUAAUAGGCGUAGAAAAAUAGGAUGAUGUUGGUUAGUUAAAUAUUUUAAUAUGAUUGAAGCACAAAAUAAACUAAUAUGAUGAAUAGUA